Molecule: messenger RNA, 1626 nt
Organism: Portunus trituberculatus (swimming crab)
Lineage: Eukaryota; Metazoa; Arthropoda; Malacostraca; Decapoda; Portunidae
Product: oocyte zinc finger protein XlCOF26-like
Exons: 2
Coding region: 84-1190 (368 amino acids)
Biological process (GO): central nervous system development; regulation of transcription by RNA polymerase II
Cellular component (GO): nucleus
Molecular function (GO): DNA-binding transcription factor activity, RNA polymerase II-specific; RNA polymerase II cis-regulatory region sequence-specific DNA binding
Source: RefSeq, a predicted model, not a curated record
CACCAUUAUUUCAUCCUUUAAUCUUUAUUUGUGCUCAGCGUGACGGUCUGUAUAGCGGUAAAUAACAGAGAAAAGCAUGAAAGAUGUGGCCAAAUGAAAGUUUGUGCGAGUGUGCCCUUCCGCUUUCCUUUGAGUGUGUGUUGUGUGGGUGGAAGAGAAGCGAGCGUGUGUGUUUGGCUGCCACUCACCCGCCUACUCUGUACUGUCUCGCCGCCAACUUAGGCCUACACAGCACCACCGCCGCCCCGCCGCCCACCCACCGCUCUGGCCGCCUCCCCAGGGCUUCCCGUAGGACGGGCCAUGGCACCACCAUGAGUGCCCCGCAGCAGCAGCAGCAGCAGUCUGCCUCAGGCGGGAGUCACCAGGAGGCAGGCAGCGCCGGCCACAUAGGAGAGGCCAGGCUUGAGUGUCAGCUGAGUGGUAAAACUUUUAAAGAUACAAGUGUGUUGUGGCACCGCAGCGUGAUACAGAUUGUUGUCAUUCACCAGGAGUGUCAGGAGAGUGAUAAGAAAUUUAGCACACAGGGUAGCCUCACCAGACACACCCUGACACAAAGUGGUGUUAAGAUUCAUGAGUGUCAGGAAUGUGGCAAGAAAUUCACCACAAAGGGUAACCUCACCUCACACGUCCUGACACACAGCGGUGUUAAGAAUCAUGAGUGUGAGGAGUGUGGCAAGAAAUUCACCACAAAGGGUAAUCUUACCAAACACACCCUGACACACAGCGGUGUUAAGAAUCAUGAGUGUCUGGAGUGUGGCAAGAAAUUUACCACAAAGGGUAACCUCACCACACACAGCCUGACACACAGCGGUGUUAAGGACUAUGAGUGCCUGGAGUGUGGCAAGAAAUUCACCACAAAACCUCUCCUCAACAGACACGCACGGACACACAGUGGUAGCAAAAAUUACGAGUGUGAGGAGUGUGGCAAAAAAUUCACCACAAAGUACCAACUCCCUGGACACAUCCUGGCACACAGAGGCAUUAAGAAUCAUAAGUGUGAGGAAUGUGGCAAGAAAUUCACCACAACGUCUGAACUAAACAGGCACAGCUUGAUACACAGCGAUGUUAAGAAUUAUGAGUGUGAGGAGUGUGGCAAGAAAUUUAGAACUAAGGGUGAACUCACAGCACACAGCCUGACACACAGCGGCAUCAGGAAUCACAAGUGUCUGAGUGUGGCAGGAAAUUCUUAAGCAUUGGUGCUCUAAACAGACACACCUUCAGACACACUGGCUUGAGGGAGUUCAAGUGUGAUGUUUGUGGCAAGUGUUUCAAGACAAAGCAUGACAUUGCCCAGCACAUGAGGAUCCACUUCUGAGGUGGUGGUGGUGGUGGUGGUGUGUGCGGUGAAUGGUGAGACAGUUGUGUGUCCAUCAUUGUCUUCAUUAUAAUGGUGCAAUACAUUAUAACUUAUUCCCAGCAUUUGUAUUUACUGUGUUCACUUUGUCACUUUUCUUCAUCGGUCAUUUCUCGUCAAAUUUGUUGAUAUUUUGUAACUUUUUAAUUGAUUUUAUUUGUGGUUUGUCGUUGAUUUGGUUUAUUAUGAAAGUGAUGUGUUCUGGUGUGUCCGGAUGAAGUGUGUUCUGCAGGACGGAGCAACACAACCAGUAAAACAUAGGAAAGAGAAAA